GACUGGGUCUAUCAUCGACGACCAGGUAGCUCAGUGGUAGAGUGUUCGUCUAAAGUUCAGAGGGUCCCGGGUUUAAACCCCGGUCAAGCUGCUGCAUUUUCUCCUUCUCAUGUUACAGUUGCAAUAGCCUACCCAAUAAAGAGGUGAAUGCUUCCAGAUCAACAACUUCUGGAAAAAUAUACCCCUUAGUUGUACGUGAAUUUUGCAAGAUAAGCAUGGAGUUUAUUAGGAAAGGUUCCAACCGCAAAAUCUACCAGGGGGCUGCUCAAAAACUCAAGGUUGAUGCAGAGACAAUACAACAUGGAGUUGAGGGGCUAAUGUAUCUGUUAACAGAGAGUUCCAAACUCAUGUUAAAUGAGAUAGAUUUCCAGGACUCAAUCUUAACCCUGGGGUUCUCUGAUGAUAUGAGGCAGACCCUACUCGAGCUAUACCUACAAAACAGACGGGAGAUCCGGGCAAUUAUGUCAGAAAUGUCAAUGGAACUGCCUCAUUACCAGAAUCUUGAGUGGCGAUUUGAUGUACAGCUUGCUAGUCGCUCUCUUAGACGACAGACCACUCCUUUGGUAACAUUCAAGCUCCACAUAGAAGAUGAUGGCGAGCGGGAGACCAAAGUGUUACAAACCGAUCCAGUCAACCUUGUCCAUCUUACUAAGGUACUCGAUGAGGCACUACAAGAGAUGAAAUCACCAUACUGUCGAAGAAUCGUACGGAAUAUCAAGUGAACAAUUUGAAAAAUAGUAUUAUCUUGAUUAUAUUUAUUGUAUGAAGUUUCAAUGUGUGAAAUCAGAAUGGCAUAUUGAGAUGAAGAAAAUGGAUUUGUGCAAGGACAACUGAGAAUUCGGAUGAAAUGUAUGUGAACAUUGAUGAACUUAGGAUGUUUCAUAUAGUGAAAAUGUCUGUAUGCCUGAAUCACCUCUUCAUUGUAAUACAUUAUGUGUGUAUUUGAGGGAGAUUUGACUUAACAAAAUAAUUUUAAAUACUUUAAUCAUGUUGACAAUUUCUGUUGCUUUCGUGUCACUCUGAUCUUCCAUAGUUACUUCCCUUUAUUUCACUCGACCAGUAUAGGGACUUUGUAUCAAUUUUGAAGAAGUAGAUAGCACAGGCCUUUCCAGUUUCAUCAACAUUUUAGCUCACCUGGCCUGGAAGGCCAAGUGAGCUUAUGCUAUGAUGCAUUGUCAGUCAUCCUUCCAUUUUCAUCUGGCCAUCAACUUUUUCAUUUAAUGACUUCUUUUCAAAACCAAGAAGACCCCAAAUCAUGAUUUUUGGCUGGGAGGUUCCCAUGAUGGAGCCCCAAAAUUAAAGUUUGUGAAAAGAAAUGACCUUGACCAAUAUUCAAGGCCACAAGGGUCAAAUUUGUAAAAUGACAUUGCUGAAUUUAGUAGAUUAGAAAAAU
This is a messenger RNA of Pecten maximus, 1393 nucleotides long. RefSeq names its product COMM domain-containing protein 2-like. The coding region runs from base 216 to 722 and encodes 168 amino acids. The record is from RefSeq and is a predicted model, not a curated record. The transcript has 5 exons. NCBI's taxonomy places the organism in Eukaryota, Metazoa, Mollusca, Bivalvia, Pectinida, Pectinidae.